GGCACACCACACCAAACUGAUGCCAGUAGUGUAUGAACCCAAGAUCAUCGCGACACUUUUGUUCAUGUGCUGGCCGUCGCCGAGCGAUCCGAACCUUCGCGCCCACCCGACACUCUGCCCCGCGCAUCAACACAAGUCGUGCGCCCUGCCUGUCCCAGCACCAUCCGGGGUGUGCAGACCAGUAUAAAGCCGCGCCACAUCUCUGUGCUUCGCCGCACCACCAAUCGACCAACCACCGCACCCUACCGAUCGAUCACUAGCAAGCUCCUUUCCAAGAAGAAGCUCUAGAUAGUAGAUCGAGCGGCAGAUAGCAACAAUGGCGGCGCGGCUGCCUCCGCUGGCUCUGCUCGCGGCGUCCCUCGCCGUCAUGGCGGCCGUCGCGUCGGCCGACUCCUGGCUCUACGAGAAGUUCAACACGGACGGCACCGUCCGCGCGGACUACGACGCGUCGGGCCAGCAGGUCGCCAUGCUCAACCUCGACCGGAGCUCCGGCGCCGGGUUCAACUCCAAGGAGCAGUACCUCUACGGCGAGUUCAGCAUCCAGAUGAAGCUCAUCCCCGGCAACUCCGCCGGCACCGUCUCGUGCUUCUACCUCUCUUCCGGUGACAGCGACGACCACGACGAGAUCGACAUGGAGUUCAUGGGCAACUCGAGCGGGCAGCCGGUGGUGCUCAACACCAACGUGUGGGCCAGCGGCGACGGCAAGAAGGAGCACCAGUUCGACCUGUGGUUCGACCCGGCCGCCGACUACCACACCUACACCAUUGUCUGGAACCCCACCAACAUCCUCUUCAAGGUCGACGGCACCGUCAUCCGCUGCUUCAAGCGCUACGACGACCUGCCCUACCCGAGCUCCAGGCCCAUGGCGCUGCACGCCACGCUGUGGGACGGCAGCUACUGGGCCACCGAGAAGGGCAAGGUCUCCAUCGACUGGGCGGGGGCCCCCUUCGUCGUCUCCUACCGCGGCUACUCCGCCGACGCCUGCGUCAGCGGCGGCGCGUGCCCCGCCGGCAGCGACCGGUGGAUGAACAAGCAGCCCGACGCCGCCGAGUGGGGCACCGUCAAGUGGGCGGAGAGCAACUACAUGCGCUACAACUACUGCGAGGACGGGUGGAGGUUCCCACAGGGGCUCCCCGCCGAGUGCAGCCGCAGCUGAUCGAGCUGAUGAUGAUUCGUCCGCCGUCGGAUCUAUCCAUUGUUAAUAAGCUCUUGAUUUGUUUCUUUUAAUUUUGUUGGAUGUCCGUAUGAUUCUUGAUCUGUGGCUGUGAAUUUGUGAUUAAAAGGAAGCCCCGCAUGGAGCGAGAGAAUACUAGUUUUCUUGUGAAAGAAAAAGCUUUAUUCCUAUUACUUUGGAUAAAGGGGAUACUUCUGUCACUUGUGAGGUU
Panicum virgatum (switchgrass) is the source of this 1385-nucleotide messenger RNA. RefSeq names its product xyloglucan endotransglycosylase/hydrolase protein 8-like. Gene Ontology annotation, molecular function: hydrolase activity, hydrolyzing O-glycosyl compounds; xyloglucan:xyloglucosyl transferase activity. NCBI's taxonomy places the organism in Eukaryota, Viridiplantae, Streptophyta, Magnoliopsida, Poales, Poaceae. The record is from RefSeq and is a predicted model, not a curated record. The coding region runs from base 317 to 1156 and encodes 279 amino acids. The transcript has 2 exons. Gene Ontology annotation, cellular component: apoplast; cell wall. Gene Ontology annotation, biological process: xyloglucan metabolic process; cell wall biogenesis.